AUGGGAUCCAAGACUUUUGAGGGAGACAAUCACCACGAGGAUGCCACCAACGCUGUUUCGACCAAAUCGAAUGCAGUUGGGGGCAAGCCUCGUGGAGCAAACAUGCUGGAAGACGGAGACGGUGAUUUUGGAAGCGAUGACGAUGAGGACGGCGAUGGGCAGCAUUCGUCCUUGGCCAUGGUAAACGGGGAUGGUGUCAAGAAAGAAAAAUCAAAGAAGAAGAAGCGAGGUAAAAAGAAGAACAAGAAGUCCGCCGCUGGUGCUCAUCAACAGACUUCUCCUCCUCGUGUGCCCCUCUCUCAGCUCUUUCCUGAAGGGAAGUACCCACCAGGACAGAUUGUUGAAUGUCAGGAUGCCAAUCUUCGCCGCACCACUGAUGAAGAGCUCCGCUACCUUACGCGUGGUUUCAUUGCAAACGACGAAGUGCUCAAUGACUAUCGCAAGGCGGCUGAAGUUCACCGUCAAGUCCGUCACUGGGUUCGAGAUUCGAUCAAACCUGGAAAGACGUUGACCGAAAUAGCCAAUGAGAUUGAUGAUGGAGUGCGAGCAUUGGUUGGCCAUCAAGGACUAGAGCCGGGAGACAGCCUCAAAGGCGGGCUGGGAUUUCCGACUGGGUUGGCAUUGAACAACUGCGCCGCUCAUUAUACUCCCAAUCCAGGACAGAAGGACAUUGUCCUGAAGCAUGAGGAUGUAUUGAAAAUCGACUACGGCGUACACGUGAACGGUUGGAUAGUCGACAGCGCUUUUACCGUGGCUUUUGAUCCGGUCUACGACAACCUACUAAAUGCGGUGAGAGAUGCCACCAAUACCGGCCUCAAGUGCUCUGGAGUCGAUGCUCGGGUAAGCGACAUUGGAGCCUCGAUUCAGGAGGCCAUGGAAAGCUACGAGGUCGAGAUCAAUGGCAAAGUCUAUCCGGUCAAAGCAAUUCGCAACAUCACGGGACACAAUAUCCUCCCAUACAGAAUACAUGGAGGCAAAUCAGUCCCUUUUGUCAAGAAUGAUGAUCCCACGAAGAUGGAAGAGGGCGAGGUGUUUGCGAUUGAAACGUUUGGUAGUACUGGCAGAGGGUAUAUUAGGGACGGUCCUGGUGUAUACGGCUACGGCAAAAACCCAGAUGCCCCUUCAGUGCAUCUCCCUCUUGCUUCAGCUCGUUCACUACUGAAAACAAUUAAUCAGAACUUCGGCACUAUUGUGUUCUGUCGCCGCUACCUUGACCGUCUCGGGCUCGACAAGUAUCUUCUUGGGAUGAAUAGCCUGAUUUCGCAUGGAAUUGUCGACAUGUACUCUCCGCUUAAUGACGUUUCUGGUUCUUAUACUGCCCAGUUUGAACAUACAAUUCUGAUCAAGGGUUCUGGCAAUGAAAUUAUCAGCCGUGGAGAAGACUAUUAA
This is a messenger RNA of Talaromyces atroroseus, 1389 nucleotides long. Its product is annotated as Methionine aminopeptidase 2-2. Lineage: Eukaryota; Fungi; Ascomycota; Eurotiomycetes; Eurotiales; Trichocomaceae. The transcript has 7 exons. The record is from RefSeq and is a predicted model, not a curated record. The coding region runs from base 1 to 1389 and encodes 462 amino acids. Gene Ontology annotation, biological process: proteolysis. Gene Ontology annotation, molecular function: metalloaminopeptidase activity.